Molecule: messenger RNA, 1269 nt
Organism: Sphenostylis stenocarpa
Lineage: Eukaryota; Viridiplantae; Streptophyta; Magnoliopsida; Fabales; Fabaceae
Source: the annotation of a GenBank genome assembly
AUGGCUGCUACGAGACCGGUGCAGUAUUUGCUACGAAGGGUUUGCAGGGGAAGCAGGAGUUUUGGGGUUGCAACAGAAGUUAAUACUUCUUCCUCUUCUUCUCAGAGAAUCAUCGACAAGGAAUAUGAACACAGUGCUCACAAUUAUCAUCCACUUCGGAUUGUAUUUUCUCGAGCAAAGGGAGCCUCUGUUUGGGAUCCAGAGGGAAACAAAUAUCUUGAUUUUCUAGCUGGUUAUUCUGCUGUUAACCAGGGGCACUGCCAUCCUAAAAUUCUGAAAGCGCUACAAGAACAGGCAGAAAGGCUGACCGUCAGCUCCCGAGCCUUCUAUAAUGAUUGUUUUCCAGUCUUUGCAGAGUAUGUGACAACCAUGUUUGGUUAUGAUAUGGUACUUCCUAUGAAUACUGGGGCUGAAGGUGUGGAAACAGCCAUGAAAUUAGCACGAAAGUGGGGUUAUGAAAAGAAAAGAAUUCCCAAAGAUGAGGCUAUUAUUGUCUCAUGCUGUGGCUGCUUCAAUGGUCGUACACUGGGUGUCAUAUCUAUGAGCUGUGAUAAUGAAGCUACCCGUGGUUUUGGUCCUUUAUUACCUGGCCAUCUUAAAGUUGAUUUUGGUGAUGCAGAUGCCCUUGAAAGAAUUUUUAAAGAAAAAGGAGAACGCAUAGCUGCAUUUAUUUUAGAACCCAUACAAGGUGAAGCUGGGGUAAUAAUUCCUCCUGUUGGCUAUUUAAAAGCUGUUAGAGAUCUUUGCUCCAAAUAUAACAUCUUGAUGAUUGCUGAUGAAAUACAAACUGGGUUAGCAAGAACAGGGAAGAUGCUGGCUUGUGAAUGGGAAGAAGUUCGCCCAGAUGUUGUGGUACUCGGUAAAGCACUGGGUGGAGGAGUUAUACCAGUUAGUGCAGUUCUUGCAGACAAAGAUCUGAUGCUUUGUAUACAACCUGGACAGCAUGGAAGCACCUUUGGGGGAAAUCCAUUGGCCAGUGCAGUUGCGAUUGCUUCACUAGAAGUGAUAAAAAAUGAAAGAUUAGUUGAGAGAUCUGUCCAAAUGGGAAAGGAGCUCGUUAGUAAGCUUCUCGAGAUUCAAGAGCAAUACCCAAAUUACGUGAAGGAGAUACGAGGAAGAGGAUUAUUCAUUGGAGUGGAGCUUAACAGCAAAAAUCUUUUUCCUGUAUCAGCAUAUGAGCUUACUGAAAAAUUGAAGGAAAGAGGAAUCCUUGCCAAGUCAACACAUGAUACAAUUAUCCGCUUUACUCCACCACUUUGCAUUAGGUAA